AUGGAGGAACCGGAGCCUCCAUUUACUGUGAUAGCCCAAUUCCCAUACACUUCGGAACAUGACGACGACUUGAACUUCGAGAAAGGUAGCCUGAUUACAGUGCAAUCCAUUGAAGAUGACGAGUGGUAUUUUGGUGAAUAUCAGGACGAGAGCGGGACCUAUAAGGAGGGCAUUUUUCCAAGAAGCUUUGUUAAGCUAGCCGGAGACGAGGAGCCUAGCAAGCCGGUGGAAGAUCCCUUGGACCGAGUUCCAUCCCCUACCCAAAACCCGGGCGCAGUUGCUUCGUCGGAGAGGAAUUCGAUCCCGGCCCAAGAAGAGGAUGUUUAUUCUUCUGAGCAGGAGGAGGAUCCCAAGAACUCAGCGGAACACAAUGCUGCUUCACAAGCAGCGUCCGUUCCGGUUCCAGUUCCGGUCCCAGUUCCGGCCCCGAUCACAAGUUCUGUCAAGCAAGAGAAGGCUAACCAGCCUCUUCAAGCGGAAGCUGGUGAGACGAAGAAGGCGCCUGUGCCUAUCUUUCCUGCAUCAUUCCCAAACUUUGGAGGCGUGGAAUCAGGACUUGAUAAAAGUCCGGUAGCUCCUCAAGCUUCUAGCGCGGACAUGCCAAGAGAUAGCGAGGAAGAUCAGCCAAAGAUGAGCCUCAAGCAAAGGAUUGCGAUGCUACAGGAGCAGCAGAGACUACAGCAGGAGCGCGAGCAGGAGCUGGUGCAAAAGAAGCUUGAAAAAAAGAAGAAGCAAGAACGCCAUGAAGCAGCUGUAAUUGAAGCCAGCUCCACUGAGGCACUUGUGAUCGGUGAGGAACAACCUGAGCAUCCCCAGGAAGAUUCUGUUCCAAGCACACCGGAAGAGUCUGCGGGGCCUCAGCUUCCUUCAAGUACUACUGUUGCGAAUGAUGAGAGCACCUCAGUUCGUCGCGACACGUCUGAGCAGGAAGCCGCGGAAGGCACUCAGGCUACUAUUGGCGGUGCUGAGCAAGAGAGACAACUGAAGGACCAUGAAACUGAUGAUGCAGAGAGUGAGGGAGGCCAUGCUGCAGCAGAAGAAGAAGACGAAGAAGCCCGUCGUGCGGCACUAAGGGAACGGAUGGCCAAACUGGCAGGUGCUGGCAGAAUGGGAAUGCCAGGGUCUUUUAAUCCAUUUGGAAUACCCAUUGCACCUCCUGAGGCAACUGCGGCGAAGACCAAGAAGCCAGAAGAAACAUCGAAAGGUGAUAAAGAGGUUUCCAAUCUCCCUCGUGCAGUUCCUGUAAUGCCCUUCGCCGAUCCAAAUGCGCUUCCAAUGUUCAAAAAUAAAGCACUAGAUACCUCCGAGAAAGAGGCUUUAUCUGACUCAAGCGAGGUUCCAAAAGAGUCAGCUGGUAUAUCUGAUCCGAGAGACGAAGAGAACGAUCAAGGUUCCGGGCACGUAGUUGAAGAGGUUAUAUCCAAAAAUGGAGCCUCCAAGUCUGCUCACGAGUAUGCAAAGCUCGCGGCCCCUCCUCCUCCUCUUGACACUCCAGGAAUGGAGGCCGACGCUGAGGAAGAAGCAGGGAUGGUCGAAAAUAACUACUUUGGAAAGGACGCUAGGCACACCACCGUGCAGCCAACCCAAAGCGAGACUGCCACCCCUGUAAAGUCUCAAACCCCUACCCAGUCCCCACCUAUUGAAAUGAAUCGUUCAAACUCAAAGAGCGAUCUUGCCUCAGACUCAGACGGCUACUUAUCGUCUGUCGAAGACAUUUCCGAGACCGGCCCCAAGUUCCCUAAGGAUAUUCCUCAUCUGUCUAAGCAUGCAGUAAAAAACGCCUUUUCUUCUACCCGGAGUUUGAGCUCGGGUAUUGAGUCAACAGGCGAUGGCACUGAGGCUAACCUAGGCCAGAACAAAGAAGGCGGCUUUGAUGUCGUGAAAGCAGCGCAGGACACCCGCCUUGAUACGGCGACUCUCAACGAAUAUGUCCCUCCACACUCGAAUUAUUUGACAAAUCAGCAUGGUGAGGCAAACAUCAGAGCGCCACCUGUUCCUUCUGCGCCGCCCGUACCUUUGAGACCUUCUGUGGAUCGAGUGUUACCUACGGAUGGUGAUGGCGAACGGCCUUCAGAAGCUUUCGGGGCCUCCACAAGCCGAGAAGCGCCACCUGUUCCUACCGGUGGAAGCGCGCCACCCAUUCCAGUCGAGAAAAGAGCGCCACCAGUUCCGCCUGUUGGAGGUGUGCCACCCAUCCCUCUCGAGAAAAGUACACCUCAAAUUCCUUCCAGCAGAGGUGCCCCGCAAGUUCCCACCGACAAAGGGGUACCACCAAUCCCUACUAACAAAGGAGCACCCCCCGUUCCAACUGGCAAGCAGCCUCUGCCCAUUCCUUCAGAGCCUAUAAGCAGGAGCACGCAGCACUCAGCUACUGAUAGGGGCCAUCCGGAUGUGCCUCCUGUGCCCUCAGUCCCUCAUGCGGUUAACCCCAUACCGUCUGAAAACCUUACUGAGAGUAAUUCGAAGAUCGGGAGCAUCUCCUCCGAAGCAGACACGCCUAAUCAGUUUGCCAGCUCAACACAAAAGACACCUAAAGAGGCGCCACCUCCACCUCCUCCAAUAGCCACGAAGAACGAAAACAUUCUCGAGGAGGGUCCGAAGUCUCCACCACCACCACCCCCUCCCUCGGUAUCUCAGCCAAGCCGUCGUCACAAUAGCGUCUCCUCUGUUGGUAGAGAAAAGCGUAAUAGUGGGAUUCCUGAGGUACCACGGAAUAUCCCUCCCAUCCCUGUUGCCACUGCUUCACAUGCGCCACCCUCGUCUGCUCCGUCUCCAUCAAAGAGUAUCCCCGAGUCCUUCAAAAACACAGAGCACUCGGUGCCGUCGUCCCAGGCACCCUCUGGUCCUGCUGGGAAAGAAAUGAAGAGAUCUCAAACAUUUGAAGCCAAUCUUGAGAACCAGAGGCCAUGCAUCAAGUUCGAUGCGGCAGAAGAGUGGUGGCUGACAAAAUCUAUACCAGCUGGUUUGAUUGGAAACAACCGUCUCAAAUACUUGUGGGAAAUGGACGAGAAUCGCAUAGAGAAGAGAGGCAAGGAGCAGUGGGUUAUGAGAGACUUUUACUUUCUCUUCGAGGACUACUCUCAACUGCAUGUUACCGUUACUUUCAAUGAGGCAAACCCUCAAUUAAGUGUGAAGUUUUGGGAGGAAUUUAUCCCCCGCCCCUCAGCGGGCCACGACUUGGAGAAAUUCGCCUCGAAAAUUGGCUACAAAAUUUUUGAGCAAGCAAACCAGCUAAUCAACACGUCUUCUCGUAACUUCGUCCCUAAACUCAUCGAAGGUUCGCGUGAGCCUGCCAUUCCCCCUAUUGCAUCCAGAACUUUCGGAGUUCCGCUAUUGACAUACUCGCCUGAAUCCACAUUGGACGAAGAUGCUUUGAAGUUGAUAAGACCUGGUGAUAUUUUGGCUGUCCGUAGAGGCAAGUUCCAAUCGCAUGGCAAGUUGUUGCAAAAGACAACCCACGAAAUUGGAAUGGAUGCUGUCCCCUUCGCCGGUGUUAUUACCGAAUACGAUUUCUCAAAGCACAAAUUUAGGGUGAUAGAAGAGCACAACGGCAAAAUAAAGCAAUCAAGCUAUCGCGUUCACGAUAUGAAGAGCGGUAAGCUCAAAGUGUACAGGGUUGUUGGCAGAAGUUACGUAGGCUGGUAA
Lachancea thermotolerans CBS 6340 is the source of this 3645-nucleotide messenger RNA. RefSeq names its product Bbc1p (gene BBC1). NCBI's taxonomy places the organism in Eukaryota, Fungi, Ascomycota, Saccharomycetes, Saccharomycetales, Saccharomycetaceae. The record is from RefSeq and is a predicted model, not a curated record. Gene Ontology annotation, molecular function: protein binding. The transcript has a single exon. Bases 1 to 3645 code for a protein of 1214 amino acids.